This is a messenger RNA of Ceutorhynchus assimilis (cabbage seed weevil), 1201 nucleotides long. NCBI's taxonomy places the organism in Eukaryota, Metazoa, Arthropoda, Insecta, Coleoptera, Curculionidae. The record is from the annotation of a GenBank genome assembly.
AAGGGAUAAAUUUGUUGAGCUGCUACAAAGCAUGAACUGCGCCAUUACUAGAGGAGAACUAUCGUGUGCUAAAUCCAGCAGGAUGCCGCAUUAUGUCUUAGAGACUUGGAUUAACGAUAAUGCUUCGUCUAGGAUUCAGUUAUGCCAAAUGGCGGUUACACUGAGGCGUAUGAUGGCAGCUAUUUCAUUGGCAGAAAAACAAUGUGCCAAUAGAAAUAAUAUUGUCAAUAUUGUGGAGAUAGCUGUAAAACAAAAUCAAACUCUGAACACCACAAUUGACACUGAAAUGUUUUCAGAGUCUUUCGAUGGUGCACCAAUGAGUAUUCCUAGUUAUCAUAUAGAUAAAUUUUAUUUGGAAGAAGCAUCAGCAUCAGCAUUAUACCCCAAAACAUUGGCGAUGUGUUCAUGUGAUAAUCAUCUUGCUGUGAUACACGAAGAAGUGGUAGUAAUAUUGCAAUACAUUCACGAAAUGAGAGAACUUGACGGUGCAAUUUUGGUAUUUUUACCUGACUGGUUGGAUUUAGUAAAGGUGCAGAAUCUUUUGUACCCAAGUGACAAUGUGGUUGUUCAUUUGGUGUCUUCUCAAUCCUUGAACGAUUCUGAGCUACACGAUAUUCAUUCGAAACCACCACCAGGGAAAAGGAAGAUUAUUUUGGCUACUGACAUUGCACAAUCUUUCAUAUCCAUUGAUGACCUUGUGUAUGUUGUGGAUACAGGAAUGCGGAAAUGUGAAUUUUUUGAUAUUGAGCAAGGAAUAAACGUCUUUGACCUGGAAUGGAUCUCUAGGGCAAAUGCCAAUCAACGAGUUGGACUUACUGGGUCUUUGGGAGAAUCCUACCAUUUCUCCUUAUACACAGAGGAAAGAUAUCGGAUGUUUGUAGAUUAGCAUGCAGCAAAUCUAUCAAAUUUCGGAAUGAAAAACAGGGAUUACCUUGCCACAUUCGCUGGUGAUAAAUUUAACCAAAAAUUUAUUGAUCAAAUACCAAAUUUUCAUCAUCACAAAUAUAAAAUCCAUCGAAGAUUUUAUUUGUUAAUUAAGUAGAAAGUUUUUUUUUUUUUUAAUUAAAUUUUUAUUUUUUGUUUUCUAUGUCUUAAUGAUUAGGCAACUGAUUAUUUUUUUGACGAUUGCGGAAUGUUUGAAUCAAUUAUACCAAAAAAUAUAAUAACUGAUUUAUAUUACUUUAGGUGUAUACAGAUACAG